UGGAGCAACCAACAUGGCACGGUGGUUGCUGAAUUCCUGUGUCCUGCUGCUGCUUCUGGCAGUGGGUAGUCUGCAGGCGCGCCUGAUCCCUCAGUUGUCCCUGGACGAUGGUCAGUUGGAGACCAAGGGAGCUACCUUCUUUGCUACUCCCCGUGUGGAUGACAACAGUGCUGACAACUAUCGACUGCCGAAUAAUACGGAACCAGAGUCCUAUAAUGUGGAACUCUGGACUAAUGUCCAUUCCGGCGAUACUCAAUUCAAUGGCACAGUGAAAAUCGAUCUCCGUGUGCUGGAAGUGUCCACGGAAAUCAAGCUCCACUACCGUCAGACAUCGAAUUUCGAAGCAUCGAUUAUCAGCAGGGAUGUGGCUACGCCCACUGCCAUUCCUCUAACUGUUGUCCCCGAACUUCAGCGCGAAUUCCUCUCCCUCACGCCGACGGACACCACAUAUUCCUUUGCUGCUAACACCAAUUGGACUCUCACAAUCAACUACAAUGGCACACACCGAUCUGAUAUGGGUGGAUUCUAUAUCUCCAGCUAUACAGAUGAUGAUGGCCAGAUACACUAUUUGGCCACCACUCAGUUCGAGAGCACCAACGCCCGUCAUGCCUUUCCCUGUUACGAUGAACCUGCUCGCAGAGCCAACUUUACCAUCACUAUCCACCAUGAUCCUUCCUAUACUGCCAUCAGCAAUAUGCCCGUGAAUGACUCUAUCACCAGCUCUGGAGUUACCGGCUUCGAGACCACACCUAAGAUGUCCACUUACCUGGUGGCCUUCAUCGUGUCCGAUUUUGAAUCUACCACCGGAGAACUUAAUGGUCUGCGUCAAAGGGUUUUCUCGCGCAAGGGAAAGCAGGAUCAGCAGGAAUGGGCUCUUUGGUCUGGUUUGGUUGUGGAGUCCAGUCUCGCCGGCUACUUUGGAGUUCCUUUCGCCCUGCCCAAACUGGAUCAGGCUGGUAUUCCAGACUUUUCUGCCGGAGCCAUGGAGAACUGGGGUCUGGCCACCUACCGUGAGCAGUACAUGUGGUGGAACAAGGAAAACUCAACGAUCAAUCUGAAGACCAACAUUGCCAAUAUUAUUGGACACGAAUACGCGCACAUGUGGUUCGGCGAUCUGGUUUCUGUGAAAUGGUGGACCUAUCUCUGGCUGAAGGAAGGAUUUGCUACCCUUUUCUCUUAUGAAUCGAACGACAUCGCCUUCCCCGAGUGGAACACCUAUCAGAUCUACCAUGUGAACGAUUAUAACAGCGCCCUGCUGAACGAUGCCCUGGCCACGGCCGUUCCCAUGACGCACUACGUCCAGACACCCAAUGAGAUCUCUAACCGAUACAACACCUUCUCAUACGCCAAGCCCGCCAGUGUUCUUUACAUGUUCAAGAAUGCCUGGUCGGACAAGGUUUUCCGUUCGGGAUUGAACAAAUACCUGACCAAGAACAAAUACACUUCCUGCGAUGAAUGGGAUCUGUUUGCUUCAUUCCAGGAGGCGGCCAACGAAUUGGGCCUGACGCUGCCCACAUCUGUGGACAACAUCUUCAGCAGUUGGUCCCACCAGGCCGGUUAUCCUCUGCUCACCGUGACCCGUAACUACGAUACAGGCACCGUGACUAUCACCCAGAAACGCUAUGUGGCGGACAAAAAUGAUGCUAAUGUGGCAACUUGGUAUGUGCCCGUCAACUUUGCCACUGCAUCCAAGCCCGACUAUCGCAACACGAGUGCCACGCAUUACUUGCUAAAUGUGACAGAGACCGUGAUCACGGAUAUCCAAGCUACCAGCACUGAAUGGAUCCUUGCUAACAUACAGAAUAGCGGCUACUAUCGCACUCUGUACGAUACACAGAACUAUGAACUUGUCACUGCAGUUUUGAAGUCAAGGCCCUGGGAUAUCCAUCCACGCAAUAGAGCCCAACUCUUGUACGAUACGUACAUCUUUGUGAACACCGACCGUUUGAGCCACAGUAUCCUGUUCAGCCUGCUCAGCUAUCUGAACAAUGAGGAGCAGUACGCACCCUGGUCUACGGCCAACACAAUUCUAACCGUGUACGAUCGUUAUUUGCGUGGUGAUGAUUCCUACUACAACUUCCAGGCAUUCGUAAAGCAACUGAUCGAUCCCAUCUUCGAGAAGAUCGGAGUGAACGAGAUUCCCGGGGAGCAUUAUCUUCACAACUAUCUGCGUAUUGUCCUGGUUAGCUUGGCCUGCCAGGUGGGAACUAGUGAUUGCUACACCCAGUCCGCCCAGAAGCUUUCCGAGUAUCUGUACAACGGCACUGCUAUCGAGGCCACUUUGAGAACUCAGGCCUAUUGUGCUGGUCUGCGAUCCACAACCAAUGAUGUAUAUGAAAGGGUUAAAUCAGAUCUAUUGAGCUCCACGGAUUCCACUGACCGCAGUCUGUUUGUCUCAUCGUUGGGCUGCUCAGGAAUUAAUAGCCAGCUUAUUGGAUUCCUACAGCUUUCCCUGGAUAGCACCAACAGCUUGAGCUACUCGGAGCGUACUUCCCUUCUUAACGCUGCAUAUUCCCGAAGUGAAAUCGGUCUAACUGCCAGCUUGGAUUUCCUGGAAACCAACUGGGAAAACUAUGCCAAGCUUUCGGAGACUGCAAAGCCCCUCGAUACGGCCCUGCGUGGUAUUGCCACCUAUGUGGUCAGUGAGAAGCAGAAGACAAGGCUCAACGCCCUGGUGGAUGUUGUGAAGGCAGAUGGUCCUGAUUAUCUCAACGAUGAUCUGAGCACCACCAUUGACUCUAGAAUUACAGCCAACUUCGAUUGGUUGGAUGUGAACCGUGAUCCAGUGCUCAAUUGGAUCGCCGACUCUUUCAAGGAGAGCAGCAGUCCCGCAUUGACUUCAUCCAUCAGCAUGAUCCUGGUCAGUGCGAUGGCCCUCCUGCUUUCCAAGCUAUUUUAGGUUAAUGUCAUGUGGUCAAGUAUUAAACAUAAAUUCAGUAAAAUAAAAUGAAUCAACAUUAAA
This is a messenger RNA of Drosophila eugracilis, 2962 nucleotides long. Its product is annotated as aminopeptidase N. Gene Ontology annotation, molecular function: metalloaminopeptidase activity; zinc ion binding; peptide binding. NCBI's taxonomy places the organism in Eukaryota, Metazoa, Arthropoda, Insecta, Diptera, Drosophilidae. Gene Ontology annotation, biological process: peptide catabolic process; proteolysis. The transcript is spliced from 5 exons. Bases 14 to 2899 code for a protein of 961 amino acids. Gene Ontology annotation, cellular component: cytoplasm. The record is from RefSeq and is a predicted model, not a curated record.